Messenger RNA from Aspergillus neoniger CBS 115656, 1474 nucleotides. RefSeq lists its product as uncharacterized. The record is from RefSeq and is a predicted model, not a curated record. The coding region runs from base 106 to 1212 and encodes 368 amino acids. NCBI's taxonomy places the organism in Eukaryota, Fungi, Ascomycota, Eurotiomycetes, Eurotiales, Aspergillaceae. The transcript has a single exon.
UCUACAACUAUCUCCAUCGCCCACGUUCUUUUGCUUCAUCAUAUGCAAACCCCCUGCAUCUCCUGUCCUUCCCAGCCACUGCUCGUCUCCACACCUUGAAGAAGGAUGCCAGCCAGUCCAUUCUUCCUCGAGUCCCCCAUUCCUCCGCAACUCGAUCUGGCCGGCGCCCCAUCACAGCUAUUCCAAGUUCCGCCCACCCCCUCAGCCUCAUCGGCUUUGUAUCGCUCGAUCUCUAUCCCCAACCGCAAGAGAUCCCGUCUAGAAGUUGAUCGUCGUCCUUGGCUGGAUGUCGACACCCCCUCUAGUCAUGUCGCCUCUGUGAUCUCCCCCGACGAUCUCCUCCUUGGUGUGGAGGAUACCUCCGUCGAUCAAGUCUAUCGCCCCAACCGUUAUCGCAAGCCUGCUCGAUCUCUCGUUCUCGAUGACAGUGUUGAGUCUCUCAGCGAAACCGUGGACAUUCGCCGUAAACGCAGCCGCUGGGAUCCGUCUUUGAUCGCAGCCUCUCCCACCGGUCACGAUGAGAAAAUGACGAUCUCGACCACGACUAUGACCGCGACCGCGACCGCGGCUCCUGCCGUCAAUGCUCCUAUUGCUUACCCACAGCCUGCUCCCGUCCGCUGGAGUCGAGCGGUGCUAGGCGUGGUAGGCAAAGUUUGGGACUUUUGUUGGAGCGGAGCUUUCCGAGGGUUUUAUGCAGGCGGUGGGCAAGGCUAUACCAUGACGGCGGAGGAUGCACAGCCCCAGCUGGCAUCCCCAUCGAUCGAGAAGGAGAGCAUGCCCACUUCUCAGCGGCAACAGGGUUCCUCUAGCCCUUUUCCGGGACAAUAUCCAGAAGAUGAUCUCAAGCACAGUUGGGUGAUCGUGUCCGCACGAGAGGAAUUUAUGGACGAAGCCAGUCCUUCUCAGCGCAGACGAGUCCAUCGUCGGACCCCAGCACAUACCCACUCUCGUCGGCGGUCGCAGGGCAAGCGAACCCUGAUUUCGCAUGCGCCGUCUAUGCCGACGAAAUCGCAAUUCUCAACACCAGCUAAGCCGCGGGAGAGCCCUGUGUCUGUGGAGACGCAACGCUACAUGGCGCAAAAGCGCCGCAUGGAGCGUGAGGAGGAUGCCAACCUUGCCCGGUUGAACCGGCAGCUACAAGCAAUGAUCAAGGAAGGGAAACAGGCACUGGGGACACGCGUGGAAGUGGACGACCUGGACAUGGAGGAUUAAUGCGCUUUUCUCACUUUUACUUUUUUUACGACAUGUGUGACACAAACCUGAUACCCUUCGUUGAACACCUAUAUGACGAUACUUGACGAUUGGCGACGCUCGUUACGACUACGACUCAUGAAACCAACCGAUAAUGACUGGCGUGGAUCUUUUUUUUUUUAUUUAUUUUCGAACCGAUUGCGCGUGUGAUACGAUAUUGUUAUAGUUAGCUACUAUUAGGACAAACAGAAACCAAUCCAAAAAACCAUCCGCAGAAAAACAC